ACAACAGCAACUCCAUUUACGUCAACUGCAGAAAGAGGCAACAGUGACACAGACGAUAACAACAACACCCACUGCAGCAAUGACGGGAUCUCCAGCACAAGCGUCAACUGCAGGAACAGUAAAUACCGCCACAGGAAUUGCAGCCACAAGUGCUGCGACAGUAAGUGCGGCGACAAAUCCUGUGACAAAUGCUUUGACAGGAAAUGCAGGGACAAAUUCUGUGACAAAUGCCGUGACGGGAAAUGCAGCAACAAAUUCUGUGACAAAUGGCGCGACAGGAAAUGCAGCGACAAAUUCGGUGACAAAUGCCGCGACAAAUUUUGUGACAAAUGGUGCGACCGGAAAUGCAGCGACAAAUUCAGUGACAAAUGCUGCAACUGGAAAUGAUGGAACAAAUGCUGUCACAGAAAACAGCGUGACAAAUGCAGUGUCAGGAAAUGCCGCGACAAAUGCCGCAACAGCAAAUGCUGCGACAAAUGCUGCAACAGGAAAUGCCGGGACAAAUGCAAUGACAGGAAAUGCCGCCACAAAUGCGGCGACGGGAAAUGCCGCGACAAAUGCGGCGACAGCGAAUGCUGCAACAAAUGCAGCGACGGGAAAUGCCGCAACAGGAAAUGCGGCGACAAAUGCCGUGACAGGAAUUGUCGCAACAACCGUGCCGGGAGCAACACAAGUCGCAACUAGCGACGAUGGCAGCUGCCGUGACUGUAAUAACCAGACGGGUUUCUUUCCGAUCGCUUCAAAGCACGUUUACGAACGACCUGCUGAAUCAGUCCUCUCCCCAGUUCCAGUUUCGAGCUACCAUGAUAAAAAGUCAGCUUCAACCUUUAUUCCAAAGGAGAUUUCCUACCAUCUUCAGGAUCCUGAUUAUCAUUGGAUUCAGACCCGGCUCGGUCAUCAACGACAUGGACCUCCAGUUCACCAACACGGCGCCAAACAACACGGGGAUCGCCGCCGUCCUGACUGACGCCGCCGCGGUCGUCAGCGGCUUUGACAUCGAGCAAAGCUCCAUCACCAUCGAAGGAAUCGUUUCGGGCGGAGCGAGCCACAAGAUCGGCCUGGUCAGCGCAUCCUGUCUGGUGGUUCUUUCGUGGAUCCUGUCGAGUCAGCAAUAAGCGCCACGACUUAUUUAUUCACGUCAAGACUGCUCGCGAUUUUAUUUAAUUUCUUUUUCAAUGCAACAAUUGCAUCAAUGACUGAAUGACUUUUGGGGGAGGGGGGGGGGAAUUCAGCCCCGAACGCCAUUAUCACUUAGCAAUAAGCAAUGUGGUAGGCGUGGCUACACACAGGAAGUCAGACAUUGUGGUUCGCCGCGGCCAUUUUAGGCACAUUUUGUCCAUUUCCAUCCGGCCUUCGAAAACAAACUCGAACUCAGCAACACAAAGCCACAGCCGUAUCAAAUGUCCUCUUCAACAUGAGUGACGGAGGUCCCAUGCUAAGAGAUUUAUUGACGCCCCCCGACUAGCAGAAAUGCAUCAAUGCAAUGACGCUUCUCCUCAUGCUCCUUGAAACUUACAGCUUUGAUUAUUAUUUAAUUCUAACACGGGUUUUUAGACCAAAUAUGCACUUUCAGAGGUAUUUUUUGUGUUUAUUAAAUUCUCAUUUUAAUAUCAUCUAUUUAAAACGUGGUUAUUAUUUAUCUACUCAGGACAAUGCAAUGUUUAUGUAUGUGUCAAAUGCAGUGAGAUCCAAUUAAAAAACACAUUUUUAAAAUGGCG
Molecule: messenger RNA, 1718 nt
Organism: Phycodurus eques (leafy seadragon)
Lineage: Eukaryota; Metazoa; Chordata; Actinopteri; Syngnathiformes; Syngnathidae
Product: circumsporozoite protein-like
Exons: 4
Coding region: 80-967 (295 amino acids)
Source: RefSeq, a predicted model, not a curated record